Radiomyces spectabilis is the source of this 1535-nucleotide messenger RNA. RefSeq names its product tubulin alpha-1 chain. The record is from RefSeq and is a predicted model, not a curated record. Gene Ontology annotation, biological process: mitotic cell cycle; microtubule cytoskeleton organization. Gene Ontology annotation, molecular function: structural constituent of cytoskeleton; GTP binding. Lineage: Eukaryota; Fungi; Mucoromycota; Mucoromycetes; Mucorales; Radiomycetaceae. Gene Ontology annotation, cellular component: microtubule; cytoplasm. The transcript is spliced from 5 exons. The coding region runs from base 118 to 1467 and encodes 449 amino acids.
AUUGCCUUAAAAAAAUCGCUCAUUUCCGGAGGUGGCCCUUUUUUUCUUUAGGUUUUCUGGUGCCCUAACUUUCUACCACUCAACUCUUCCAAACCCCCCUUUUUUUUAAACGAUACAAUGAGAGAAGUUAUUUCCCUUCACGUCGGUCAAGCUGGUGUACAGAUUGGUAACGCAUGCUGGGAACUGUAUUGUCAUGAACACGGUCUUCAGCCCGACGGAUUCUUCCCCAACGAAUCCACCAUCAAUGAUCGCUCGUUUGAAACGUUCUUCUCUGAAACCAGCGCUGGCAAGCAUGUUCCUCGUACCGUAUUUGUGGAUUUGGAGCCUAGCGUGAUUGACGAAGUGCGCACAGGCACUUACAGCCGUUUGUUCCACCCUGAACAAUUGAUCAGCGGUAAAGAAGAUGCGGCCAAUAAUUAUGCUCGUGGUCAUUACACGGUCGGAAAGGAAAUGGUCGACAAUGUGUUGGAUCGUGUACGACGAUUAGCCGAUAACUGCGGCGGGCUUCAAGGCUUCCUUAUCUUCCACUCGUUUGGUGGAGGUACCGGUUCGGGUUUCGGGUCGCUUUUGAUGGAACGUUUGUCGGUGGAUUAUGGCAAGAAAUCGAAACUCGAAUUCUCGGUUUACCCUGCUCCUCAGGUGUCGACGUCCGUGGUGGAACCUUACAACUCCAUCUUGACCACCCACACUACCUUGGAACACUCGGACGUCUCGUUCAUGGUCGACAACGAAGCCAUCUAUGAUAUUUGCCGUCGCAACCUCGACAUUGAACGUCCCACUUACUCCAACUUGAAUCGUUUGAUCGCUCAAGUGGUGUCGUCCAUCACGGCCUCGCUCCGUUUCGCCGGUUCGCUCAAUGUCGAUCUCAGUGAAUUCCAGACCAACUUGGUGCCUUUCCCUCGUAUUCACUUCCCCUUGGUCAGCUAUGCUCCCAUCAUUUCCAACGCCAAGGCUUUCCACGAACAAAUGUCGGUGCCUGAAAUCACCAGUUCGUGCUUCGAACCCAACAACCAGAUGGUCAAGUGUGAUCCUCGUCACGGUAAAUACAUGGCUUGCUGUCUGUUGUAUCGCGGUGAUGUGGUCCCCAAAGAUACCAACAAUGCCAUCGCUUCCAUCCGCACCAAGCGUACCAUCCAAUUCGUUGAUUGGUGUCCUACCGGUUUCAAGGUCGGCAUUAACAACCAGCCUCCUACCGUGGUGCCCGACGGUGAUUUGGCCAGAGUCCAACGUGCUCUGUGUAUGUUGAGCAACACCACCGCCAUUGCCGAAGCGUGGGCUCGUUUAGAUCACAAGUUCGAUUUGAUGUAUGCCAAGCGUGCCUUUGUCCACUGGUACGUUGGUGAAGGUAUGGAAGAAGGUGAAUUCUCUGAAGCCCGUGAAGACUUGGCUGCCCUUGAAAAGGAUUACGAAGAAGUUGGCAGCGAUUCUCUCAACGACUCGGAAAUGGAAGAAGACGUCGAAUAUUAAAAAAAGUUUUUUAAUUUUUUUCCUUAAUCUUUGCUCGUACCCAAUAAAACACCACCACAAUUUUUAAU